AUGACCUUCUCCGAGAUCCUGGACCGUGUGGGCAGCAUGGGACCAUUCCAGUUCCUGCACGUGGCCAUGCUAGGCCUCCCCGUCCUCUGCGUAGCCAACCACAACCUGCUGCAGAUCUUCACAGCCACCACCCCUGCCCACCAUUGUCGCCCACCCUCCAACGCCUCUGCAGGGCCCUGGGUGCUUCCCAUGGACCCAAGUGGGAAGCCCAAGAGGUGCCUCCGUUUUGUACAUCCGCCCAACACCAGCCUGCCCAAUGACACCCAGGGGGCCACCGAGCCAUGCCUGGAUGGCUGGGUCUACAACAUCACCAGGAGCACCAUUGUGACAGAGUGGGACUUGGUGUGCAAAUCCAACAAACUGAAGGAGAUGGCCCAGUCUGUCUUCAUGGCGGGCAUACUGAUUGGAGGGCUCGUGCUGGGAGACCUGUCUGACAGGUUUGGCCGCAAGAUCAUCCUGUCCGGCAGCUACCUACUGCUGGCAGUCGGCGGCUCCAGUACAGCCUUCAGCCCCACCCUGACCGUCUACAUAGUCUUCCGUUUCCUGUGUGGCUUCGGGAUCUCAGGCAUCACUCUGAGCACAGUCAUCUUAAAUGUGGAGUGGGUGCCCACACGGAUGCGGGCCAUCACGUCGACGGCAAUUGGGUAUUGCUACACCGUUGGCCAGUUCAUUCUGCCCGGCCUGGCCUACGCCAUCCCCCAGUGGCGCUGGCUACAGUUAACCGUGUCUGUUCCCUUCUUCAUCUUCUUCCUGUCAUCCUGGUGGGUACCAGAGUCCAUACGCUGGAUGGUCCUGUCUGGAAAGUCCUCGAAGGCCCUGAAGACCCUCCGGCGGGUGGCUGCCUUCAAUGGCAAGAAGGAUGAGGGAGCAAAACUCAGCCUAGAGGAGCUCAAACUCAACCUGCAGAAGGAGAUCUCCUUGGCCAAGACCAAGUACAGUGCAGCCGACCUGUUCCGGAUACCCAUCCUGCGCCGCAUGACCAUCUGUCUUUCCCUGGCCUGGUUUUCCACCGGUUUUGCCUACUACAGUUUGGCUAUGGGUGUGGAAGAAUUUGGAGUCAACAUCUACGUCCUCCAGAUUAUCUUCGGCGGGGUUGACAUCCCAGCCAAGUUCAUUGCCAUCCUCUCCAUGAGCUACCUGGGCCGGCACACCACUGAGGCCGCUGCCCUGCUCCUGGCAGGAGGGGCCAUCUUGGCUCUCAUCUUUGUGCCCUCAGACAUGCAGACCGUGAGGACAGUACUGGCUGUGUUUGGAAAGGGAUGCCUCUCUAGCUCCUUCAGCUGCCUCUUCCUCUACACGAGUGAACUAUACCCCACUGUCAUUCGGCAAACAGGCAUGGGCUUAAGUAACAUGUGGGCCCGUGUGGGAAGCAUGACAGCCCCGCUGGUGAAAAUCACGGGUGACGUGCAGCCCUUCAUCCCCAAUGUCAUCUAUGGGACCAUCGCCCUCCUGGGAGGCAGCGCUGCCCUCUUCCUGCCUGAGACCCUCAAUCGGCCCUUGCCAGAGACUCUGGAAGACAUGGAAAUCUGGUCCUCACGGGCAAGGAAGCCAAAGCAGGAGCCAGAAGUGGAAAAGGCAUCCCAGAGGAUCCCUCUGCAGCCUUGUGAACCGGGCCUGGACCCCAGAUGA
Cynocephalus volans (Philippine flying lemur) is the source of this 1629-nucleotide messenger RNA. RefSeq names its product solute carrier family 22 member 8 (gene SLC22A8). Gene Ontology annotation, cellular component: membrane. The record is from RefSeq and is a predicted model, not a curated record. The transcript has 10 exons. NCBI's taxonomy places the organism in Eukaryota, Metazoa, Chordata, Mammalia, Dermoptera, Cynocephalidae. Gene Ontology annotation, biological process: transmembrane transport. Gene Ontology annotation, molecular function: transmembrane transporter activity. The coding region runs from base 1 to 1629 and encodes 542 amino acids.